UUUAACUUUUUUUUGCUUCCGUCUUAUAGGCCACACAGUUGCUUUGCUUCUGCUCUCUGAUCAUAUAUUAAUGCCAUUGUUAUUAUGACUUUGAGCUUCGAGAACUGUGCUAAGAUAUUGUGUUGUUCUCUCUUAAAUAUUUUAUAUAUACUUCCUUAGUUUUUCCAUAAACACAACAAGGAAGGAAGAGGUCAGGUUUCUUGCUCAGCUUUUGUGUUUCCUCUAUUCCCAUUAUCCUUCUAUGUUUGAGCAUAAAUUCAGGAUCUUGUUCUUUCUUUCUUGAUACUACAACCCGUGUUCUUCCAAAAACAACUGUAGUUUUCUGCCUUAGCCCAUGUUGGGGUAUUUGUCUAGAUACCCACUAAUUCAUUGCUGAGGGAUAUUCAACUUUCACCUUUAUCUUGAAUCUUUUAUUAUAAUUAACUUGAGGAUUUUCUUCCUCUUUUCUUUGUUUUUUUCUUUCUUUCAUUCUUUUCUAAAAUGAGAAAUGCACAUGUGAUACAUCAACCAUAAGAUGCACUUGAAUUCAAGGCUUCAAGCUAAGAACCUCCUACUUGUGGUUGCUUUUUUUUUUUUUUUUUAAAUUAUCUUCAUCCAUCUUGAAUUUCUCUUGUGCCUGAUAAUCCUGUUUUGACUCAAUAACAUCAUGAAGAGCACCAAGGCAAUUAGUCAUGCCAUAUUUGUUAUCUUUAUACUCUCUGUGAGUGCAAGAUGUUGUGGACAAGAAGACCUUGAUAAUGAUAUAUUAGCUCCUAUGGAGAAAGCAGAGCAGGAAGCUCUAUACUCCACCAUUCAAGGCUUUGUUGGUGAUUCCUGGAAUGGCUCAGAUCUCUAUCCAGAUCCUUGUGGUUGGACUCCAAUUCAGGGGGUCUCUUGUGAUCUGUUUGAUGGAUUUUGGUAUGUUACUGCCUUGAACAUUGGACCGGUCCAUGACAAUUCUCUGAGUUGUGCUCAAGAAUUGGAAUUUAGACGAGAGUUAUUUGAGCUCAAGCACCUAAAAGCUCUAUCCUUCUUCAAUUGCUUUCAAUCACAAGACAUGUUUCCAGCUACCAUCCCCACUGGAAACUGGCAGAAACUGGCUGGCAGCUUAGAAUCACUGGAGUUUAGAUCAAACCCGGGUCUCAUUGGAAACAUCCCCUCAAGUUUUAGUGCCCUCAAGAACCUUCAAUCACUAGUAAUACUAGAAAAUAGUGUAACAGGUGAAAUACCAUCAAGCAUUGGCAAUCUCAUCAAGUUGAAGAAGCUUGUUCUUGCUGGAAACUAUCUUACUGGGAGUAUUCCAGAUGUUUUUGAUGGGCUAAAUGAGUUAUUGAUCUUUGACUUAAGUAGCAAUUCAUUGUCUGGCUCUUUGCCUUUGACACUUGGGAGCUUAACUUCAGCAUUGAAGCUUGAUGUGAGCUACAACCACCUUGAAGGGAAUCUUCUAAAUGCAUUUGCUAAUCUUAAGUAUCUGACCCUUAUGGACCUUAGGAAUAAUAGGUUCACUGGUGGGUUGACCUUAUCUUUGCAAGAGAUGUCCUCCUUAGAGGAAUUAGUUUUGUCCAACAAUCCAUUGGGUGGAGACAUCAGAUUCCUAAAGUGGGAAAACCUCAACAAUUUGGCCAUUUUGGAACUAUCCAACAUGGGAUUGACAGGGGAAAUUCCUGAGUCUUUAUCAGAAUUAAAGUUGUUAAGAUUUUUGGGACUUAGUGACAACAAUCUCACAGGGAACCUGUCACCAAAGCUGGAAACUCUGCCUUGUCUCAAUGCACUUUACCUUAGUGGAAACAAUCUCACAGGAGAGAUUAACUUCUCUAAGGACUUUUUUGGAAAAAUGGGGAGGCGUUUUGGUGCUUGGAACAACCCAAACCUUUGCUACCAAAUUGGACUAAUGUCAUCAAGCCAUGUUCCAUUUGGGGUAAAGCCAUGCCAGAAAGAGGUCAAUUUGUUAGAAUCUGAUUCAAAAACUGAGCUGAUCAAUGGGGAUAUGAAUGAGACUUUCCAUUUCAUAGCCUCUAAGGGAUUUUCUAGCUGUGCUACUGAUGGCUUCUGGUGGACUUUUCUGGAAAAAAUAUUGAUGAUGGGCUUAUUUCUAAGUCUUAUAUAACCCUUUAUUAGUCUAGAAAGAGUUCAACUUAGGCUUUGUUUAACCUUUUAGGCGUUACAAAAACUCGUAUGUUUUUUGUAUUUUGUUCUAACAUAAUAUGAUAGUCUUGCAAUGGCCUACAAGUUAGUUACUUCAACAUGGAUACCUCAGCUUACAUAAUCACCUUACUUUUUAUUUGCACUUUCUAGUUUUCCUUUUGUCCUUGCAUCAGGACAGGCUGCAAAGUUUUUCUUUUUAUAAAUAUUUUGAGGUUACAAGAUUUUCCAUUCUUAAUUUUUGGGAGUCAAAUACUGGCGUCUCAAUGGUUAUACAACUUUUCACACAGAGAA
Glycine soja is the source of this 2415-nucleotide messenger RNA. Its product is annotated as piriformospora indica-insensitive protein 2-like. The coding region runs from base 647 to 2086 and encodes 479 amino acids. Lineage: Eukaryota; Viridiplantae; Streptophyta; Magnoliopsida; Fabales; Fabaceae. Gene Ontology annotation, molecular function: protein binding. The transcript is spliced from 2 exons. The record is from RefSeq and is a predicted model, not a curated record.